UUCGAGGCUCCUCAGCCCUCGGGCUCGCUCCUCCUCGCGUGGCAGACCAAGAAGCUCUCGAUCCUGCUCAUCGGCGGCGGCGCCGUCGCCGCCUCGCGCCUGUAUCACCUCCUGUGCGCCAAGCCCAAGCGCAUCGUCGUCCUUGCGCCCGAGGACGGCACCUGCGACGAGGUGUCGUGGCGCCUCACGUCGUCGCACCCGGAGGCGCACAACGUCGACGCCGAGAUCGACGGGUUCGACAUGGUCCUCACGGCGCUCGACGACGCGCCCCUGUCGCGAGCCGUGUACACGGCGUGCAAGGACCGCCGCCUCCUCGUCAACGUCGCCGACGUCCCGCCCGAGUGCGACUUCUACUUUGGCUCGACCCUGCGCCGCGGCGCGCUCAGCGUCAUGGUCUCGACCAACGGCAAAGGGCCUCGCGUUGCCGCUCGCCUGCGGCGCCGCCUCGAGAAGGCGCUGCCGGACAACGCCGGGCGCGCCAUCGACAACGUCGGGCUCCUGCGCGCCGGCCUGCGCAAGAAGGAGAACGCGGGCGACAAGGAGACGAUCGAGCGCCGCAUGGAGUGGAUGAUCCGCGUCUCGGACCGGUGGAGCCUCGCCCAGCUCGGCGAGAUGGACGACCGCAUGCGCGAGGGCGUGCUCGAGGGGUGGGAGCGCGGCGAG
Molecule: messenger RNA, 663 nt
Organism: Rhodotorula graminis WP1
Lineage: Eukaryota; Fungi; Basidiomycota; Microbotryomycetes; Sporidiobolales; Sporidiobolaceae
Exons: 2
Biological process (GO): siroheme biosynthetic process
Molecular function (GO): protoporphyrin ferrochelatase activity; precorrin-2 dehydrogenase activity
Source: RefSeq, a predicted model, not a curated record